Messenger RNA from Coregonus clupeaformis (lake whitefish), 2265 nucleotides. RefSeq names its product neurofilament light polypeptide-like. Bases 1 to 2265 code for a protein of 754 amino acids. Lineage: Eukaryota; Metazoa; Chordata; Actinopteri; Salmoniformes; Salmonidae. Gene Ontology annotation, molecular function: structural constituent of cytoskeleton. The transcript is spliced from 4 exons. Gene Ontology annotation, biological process: neurofilament bundle assembly. Gene Ontology annotation, cellular component: postsynaptic intermediate filament cytoskeleton; cytoplasm; intermediate filament. The record is from RefSeq and is a predicted model, not a curated record.
AUGAAAACGAAUGAGAAAGAACUGCUCCAUGGGCUGAACGAUCGUUUCGCCGGAUUCAUAGAGAAGGUGCGUCAUUUCGAGCAUCAAAAUGAAUUGCUCGAGAGGGAAAUCGAGGAAAUAAAACAGAAAGCACAGUCCCCUGCGUCUCUGGCCCAGGAGCACGAGCCGGAGCUUAUGGAUCUGAGGAAACAAGUUCAUGACAUCACCCUUCAGAAGCGUCAGAUCGAGAUAGAGCAUCAGAACCUGGAGGAAGAUUUCCUCACCUUGAGAGACAAGUACGAGCAGGAGGCGCGUGACCGCUCGGACGCAGAGAACGGCAUCCUUGUGCUAAAAAAGGACGCCAACGAUGCAUACCUCGCCAAACUUCAGUUGGACAAGAAAGCGCAGUCUCUAGUGGACGAGAUCCACUUCCUGAAGAAGAACCAUGAGGACGAGGUAUCGGAGAUGGUGGCCCAGAUCCAAGAGGCUCAGGUAACGGUCAAGGCGCACAACUUUGGCAAACCCGAAAUCACUGCGGCUCUCUGGGACAUCCGUGCACAUUUAGAAGGUCACGCUGCCUCCGACAUUCAGCAGGCGGAGGAGGGCUUCCGUGUCCAGUUCGCAAAGUUAACCAAAGCGGCAGAGAGCAACAGAGAGGCGCUGAAGGCGACCCAGCAGGAGAUCCAGGAGAAUAGAAGGCUGCUGCAGGGAAAAAAUAUUGAGCUGGACUGCGGGAAAGGAACGAGAGAGGCCCUGGAAAAACAACUACACGAGCUGGAGGAGCGUCACUAUGUGGAAAUGAUUCAUUACCAGGACACUAUCAGGCAGCUGGAGAAUCAGCUGACCAAUGCUAAACUAGACAUGUCUGGCUACCUGAGAGAGUACCAGGACCUGCUGAAUGUCAAAAUGGCUUUAGAUGUGGAGAUUCUCUCUUACAGGAAACUCCUGGAGGGUGAGGAGUCCCGUCUGUACACCAUCUCUGACACCCACAUCUCCAUGCCCUGCAUCUACAACCAGCCCCCCGUCUACACCCUGCCUUGCCUGGCCCGGCAGGGAGGUCCCACACGCAGAUCUGUGCCCCAGUACAAGUUUGUAGAGGAGAUUAAAACUGAGACCACCAGAGAGGUGGAGAUGUCCGACAUCGAGGAGACAGGCUCUGAGGAGACAGAACCUAAAACAGGAAGUUCAAUAAAGGGUGAACCACAGGUCCCCAUGGAGGACAUCUCCAAAGAAUCCAAAAAGUUGUCAGAGGAGAGAAAAAAAGAAAUAGAUCUGAAAGAGGAGAGUUUUUCAACAGAGCAACAGCAGGAUAGCCCAAAAGAAAGUCCCAUCAAAGAGAGAAAAAAGGUAGAUAUGACAGAGCAGAGUGCCCCAACACCGGAGCAGAAACCUGAUCAGAAGGAGCACAGCAAGUCAGACCAACCUCAAGAGGUAGAGAGUGCUGUGACAACACAAGGGGCAGAGUGCGAUGUGAGAACACAAGAAGAGGAUCUCCCUGAGACCACAGAGAAGGGCAUGGAAUCCCCUGAUAUCACUGCAGAGCUGAAGAGCAGUUCAACCAAAGCGGCAGUGGAGCAGGUGAAGUCACCAGAUGAUUCUGGUGUAAAAACGACACAGGAUGACACAACAGUAGGAAGUAAAAUUCCAGACGGAAUUCCCAGCACAACAAGUGAGUGUAAGGAAGAGCCUGUGCCAAAGAAUCCUGAAAAGGAGGUGGGUCCGAAAGAGCCAAACGUGGGCAACAAGGAUGAUAGUGUAAAAAAGGUUGAGCUGAAUGAAUCGAAUGGCAGUGAAAGGUUCACAAAAGAUGUCUCAACAGCUGAGGAAAAAGUGAAAGAAUCUGAGACAUCCCCUAAACCAGACAAAACCGUCACCCCAAAAGAAGAAACAUCCCCUAAACCAGAGCCCACAUUCACCCCUAAAGAGGAGACAUCCCCUAAACCAGACCCCACUGUCACCCUUAAAAAGGAGACAUCCCCAAAACCAGACCCCACUGUCACCCCUAAAGAAGAAAUAUCCUCUAAACCAGACCCAACUGCCACCCCUAAAGAGGAAAUAUCCCCCAAAACAGACCCCACUGUCACCCCUAAAGAAGAAACAUCCCCUAAACCAGACCCCACUGUCACCCCUAAAGAGGAGACAUCCCCUAAACCAGACCCCACUGUCACCCCGAAAGAAGAAACAUCCUCUAAACCAGACCCAACUGCCACCCCUAAAGAGGAAAUAUCCCCCAAAACAGCCCCCACUGUCACCCCUAAAGAAGAAACAUCCCGAAACAUUCCCUAA